This is a messenger RNA of Armigeres subalbatus, 1346 nucleotides long. Its product is annotated as actin, indirect flight muscle-like. The record is from RefSeq and is a predicted model, not a curated record. The coding region runs from base 105 to 1235 and encodes 376 amino acids. Lineage: Eukaryota; Metazoa; Arthropoda; Insecta; Diptera; Culicidae. The transcript has 2 exons. Gene Ontology annotation, biological process: mitotic cytokinesis.
GCUCCCGGGGAUGGUCAGUCUUUUCUUGGCCGCGUCGCUUUCUAGUUGCGAUAGCUUGUUUGUCAGUGCAUAGACGGUUGCAUAUUAGUGCAUAGAAUAGCAGAAUGUGUGACGACGAUGCAGGAGCACUUGUUAUCGACAAUGGAUCUGGAAUGUGCAAAGCCGGUUUCGCGGGCGACGAUGCCCCGCGUGCCGUUUUUCCUUCGAUCGUCGGUCGCCCCCGGCACCAGGGUGUGAUGGUCGGCAUGGGACAGAAAGAUUCGUAUGUUGGCGAUGAGGCACAGUCAAAGCGUGGUAUCCUGACGUUGAAGUAUCCAAUUGAGCAUGGAAUUAUUACCAAUUGGGACGAUAUGGAGAAAAUUUGGCAUCACACAUUUUACAAUGAGCUGCGGGUGGCUCCAGAGGAGCAUCCAGUCCUGCUGACUGAAGCUCCACUCAACCCCAAAGCCAACCGAGAGAAAAUGGCACAAAUUAUGUUCGAAACAUUCAACUCACCGGCUGUGUAUGUUGCCAUCCAGGCCGUCCUAUCCCUUUAUGCUUCCGGUCGUACCACUGGAAUUGUUUCUGACUCCGGGGAUGGAGUUUCUCACUGCGUUCCCAUCUUUGAAGGAUUUGCUCUGCCUCAUGCUAUUCUCCGUCUGGACAUGGCUGGUCGUGAUUUAACCGAUUACUUGAUGAAGAUUAUGACAGAGCGCGGUUACUCUUUUACUACCACGGCUGAGCGUGAAAUCGUUCGUGAUAUUAAGGAAAAGCUUUGUUAUGUUGCACUCGAUUACGAGCAGGAGUCUUUGGCUGCGUCGGCUUCGUCUUCACUAGAGAAAUCAUACGAACUUCCCGACGGUCAGGUUAUCACGAUUGGUGCCGAACGUUUCCGCUGCCCAGAAGCUCUAUUCCAGCCAUCCUUCUUGGGCAUGGAAACUGCCGGUGUACACGAGACUGUUUACAGUGCAAUCAUGCGUUGUGAUGUCGACAUUCGUAAGGAUCUGUACGCAAAUAUUGUUCUGUCUGGUGGAACCACAAUGUAUCCAGGUAUUGCCGAUCGUAUGCAGAAGGAAAUCACCGCCGUUGCCCCGACUACGAUCAAAAUCAAGAUCAUUGCCCCGCCGGAACGUAAAUACUCCGUUUGGAUUGGCGGAUCCAUCCUGGCCUCGCUGUCCACUUUCCAAUCAAUGUGGAUCUCCAAGCAGGAAUAUGAUGAAUCUGGUCCUUCUAUUGUGCAUCGGAAGUGUUUCUGAGUUCGAUAAGGACAGCGGGUUAUUAAAUUUACUUUUACAAACAACGAUCCAGGUAUUUCUGUGCAUUAGGAUUAGUCAUGUUCUAAAAUAAACAAUUAUGUUUCUAUUAAA